Messenger RNA from Diaporthe citri, 849 nucleotides. RefSeq lists its product as uncharacterized. The record is from RefSeq and is a predicted model, not a curated record. The coding region runs from base 1 to 849 and encodes 282 amino acids. The transcript is spliced from 2 exons. Lineage: Eukaryota; Fungi; Ascomycota; Sordariomycetes; Diaporthales; Diaporthaceae.
AUGAAGACAGCCACUCUCGCAGCCCUCGCCAGCGGAGCAGCCGCCCAAUGGUGGGGAGGAGCUCCCGACUGUGCCCAAUCCUGUCUGUCCUCAAAGUGGGCGUCCUCGACGCCAACGUCGGCCUGGCCUGAGCCGACGUCCUACUGCGACGGCGACGACACCAACUCGGUGGGCUCGUGCCUGUCCAGCGCGUGCUCCGCCACGCCGACAGCCUGGUCCUCGUACUCGUCCGCAUCGUCCAGCAUCUGCGCCGCCUGGUCGUCGUGCUCAUCCGUCGGCUCGACGGGCGUGUACACCGUCUCCUGGCCAGCCGCCUCGGGGGGCUGGGGCCCCGGCGGCGGCAGCAGCGACGGCUGGAGCAGCUCCGGCCGCAGCGGAUUCGGAGGAGGGAACGGUGGCCGCGGCGGCGGCGGUGGUGGCUGGGGCGGCUGGACCUCCAGCUACACGGCCAGCCAGGUGACAGUGACCGGCUGCCCAUGGGACGGGAGCCCGUGGAUCGGCCCCGGCGGCGACGGCGACAACGCGGGCUGGGGAGGCUGGGGUGCCUGGGGCCACGGCUGGACCUGGAGCACGCACAGCACCACCGUCACGGAGACUGUGACGGGCUCGAACGGGAACGUCGUCGUCUCUACCGGCCUUGCGCAGGUCGCCGAGGCUGUCAGCGGUGACGUUACGAGCACCACCACCCUGACCGGGAGCGAUGCCACCGCUACCGCCACCGCGUCGUCCUCCAGCUCAACCUCCUCUGGGUCGACCUCGAACGCUGUGGCCGGUGCCAAGGUGGACCGGGGCGUGAUUGCUGCCGGUGCCGUCUUGGGCGGCCUGGUUGGUGUGAUGGCUGUGUUGUAA